This is a messenger RNA of Penaeus chinensis, 2157 nucleotides long. Its product is annotated as UDP-GalNAc:beta-1,3-N-acetylgalactosaminyltransferase 2-like. The record is from RefSeq and is a predicted model, not a curated record. Bases 18 to 1463 code for a protein of 481 amino acids. The transcript has 7 exons. Gene Ontology annotation, cellular component: membrane. Lineage: Eukaryota; Metazoa; Arthropoda; Malacostraca; Decapoda; Penaeidae. Gene Ontology annotation, molecular function: hexosyltransferase activity.
CCGCCGUCUGUCAACAAAUGGAACCGCGGUCAUGGGUCCAGAUUCUCACAGGCGUACUCUUCGGACUCUUAUUCUAUGCAUUGAGAAAUAUAAAGUUAACUGAUGAAUACACAUUAUCUGAAAAACAUCUAGUCAUUGGUGUGCUUUCGUCAAGAGAUCAUUUCUCACAGCGGGAAACAGUGCGUCAGACUUGGGCUUCUCACCUACACCACAUUCCUAAUUCCAAGUUAGUUUUUGUCUUGGGAGAGACAGACUGUCACCUUCAUCCUGCCGACCGUAAAUCUGUGCAGUCGUGCCAGGAAUGGAUGAUAUCUGAGAGAGAAAUAGUAAAUCAAUACUCAGAAACAUUUGUGAAACUGGGAGGAACUUCAGGAGGCCAGAGUUGGAACAGAUUUGAAUGUAAUACUGGCCUAGGCUUCAGAAUUUUACACAGUGUAGUAGUUCGGGCUUUUAGCAUAAAAUCUGCUGUUGUAAAGAGAGUCCACAGGACGCUCAUCGUACUACAGGAUGCAGAAGAAGUUCUUGAAAGUGUUAUUGUGGAUGAGGAGAAGUGUGCAGAGGAAGAUGGCUUCUGUGUGGUUAAACUUGCUACUCCUCUGCUCCUGCCAAAGGGAUUUGAAGGGGAGGUGCUGAUUCAGAAGAAGUCAGAAGAUGAAGGAUUCUGUGAUGAUUAUAUUUUUGAUGGUCACAGUGAUAAGAAUGAGACAUGUGAGUGGACGAAGAGUUCAGCAGUUGAUUUCAAAUAUGUUAGAAUGAGAAGAGAUGCAGUAAGUGAAUGGAGUUCAUCUGCUUGUUCAACUGUCUCCCUAAAAUUUACAGUCACAGAGCUUGAUAAGUUGAGAAGACACAUAGACAGCCGUUCUUUUAGAACUAAAGAGUGGCAGGAAUAUAUAGAAGAAAAUAAAAUAAAAAUUAUAGAAGAACAGAAUAAGAACCAAGAUCUUUUGUUAUUGCCAUUUCAAGAUACUUAUUCAAAUCUGCCUAAAAAAAUUAUGAACUUUUUGAUGUGGCUCACCAAAUAUAACAAUGCUGCUUUUGUGAUGAAAGUAGAUGAUGACACUUUUGUUAAUGUCAAGGAUCUGAAGAAUUUGUUAGCCAGUGAGAAUGAAAGAGGUCUUGCUUGGUGGUCACAUUUUCACUUUCACCGGAGUGUGCCCAUCUAUGGAAAGUGUGCGGAUGUGAGGUAUCCAGGGCUGACAUAUCCAACUUUUCCAUCUGGUGCAGGGUACCUUAUGACAGGAUCCCUAGCAAGUGCCAUUGCUACCAUAGGCCCUUCCCUACCUCUUUAUGUGGGUGAGGAUGUGAGUGUAGGCAUCUGGGUAACAGUCAGUGCCCAGAAUGUGAAGACUGUUGAUGUUCCUUGCUGGCUUCCCCAUCCUACAUGCCCAAAAUCUAUCCUUGAGACCCAGCUUACAGAAUCUCAGAUGAAAAUGCACUGGGAUUUAUAUCUACAGGGGAGAUAGUGAGAACAGUGGUAUUUAUUACAAAUUUCAUGAUGCUUGCAAUACCCAUAUUGGUGGCUCUCCUUCCAGGAAAUGUUUUACAAAUGAAUUAAUACCAAAAUCCUGAUAAUUGAAGUUGCUUUUCAGAGAUUCUCAUAAACAUGGAAACUUGUUUCCUUGUUUAUGAGAUUAGGUAGAUGGGGUAGUUUGUAAACAUGGAAACUUGUUUACAUACUACCCCAUCAAAUGCAUCUCUCCAAUGCAGCUGUUGGGAAAUAACAGGAAGCUGUUCAUGUCUAAAAAAAAUAGGUAAAUGGGAACUUAGUGUGGCAGAGAUUUGGAGGGGAGCUUCUUUGUUUCAGCAGAAAUAACAUUUUUUAUCAUAGGACCCAAAAUGAGAUGCAAUAGGGUUAAUAUAAAUUUUGUAUGUGAGCAGAGUUGAUUAAUUAUGAUGAUAAGUAUCCAGUUGUAAUUUUGUCACUAUAUAUACAAAAAUAAUGAGCUUUUGCUAAAGGUGCAGCUCUCAUAGUGAAUAUUAUCCACCAAAAUGGCUCUUGCAUCAACCACUACUUUAGAGGAUUGUCUAAGUAUUACUUAGUGUCUUGAAUUAGUCAGCUAUUUUUUUAUCAAAUAUUUUAAAGUCUAUGUCUUAUCUUUGUAAAAUAUAUGGAGUAAGAGAUUAAUAAUAUUAAUAAUAAAAACAAACUCGUAUUUA